Messenger RNA from Menidia menidia (Atlantic silverside), 3406 nucleotides. The record is from the annotation of a GenBank genome assembly. NCBI's taxonomy places the organism in Eukaryota, Metazoa, Chordata, Actinopteri, Atheriniformes, Atherinopsidae.
CGGAGCCGCGUUGGAGGUAGAUUGUCGCCGGCUGUUGUGUCGCGAUGGCUGACCCCCCCUCCCUCCUCCUCCUCCUCCUCCGCUGGACGGACGGACGAUGUGUUCAAUAACUUAUUGAGAAAUCUCUGCUCUAUAGUUGACCGGUGGUGUUUAUAAGGUGACGUGUGCGGUGCGAAUAAAUGACCUGAGGUAAAUGGCGUGCAUGGUUUAUUUGUUGCCUAGGUGGCGUUCACAGUCGAGAAGUCAUGUCCAGAUCGGGGGAUAGAACAUCCACCUUUGACCCAACGCACAGUGACACCCUGCUGCACGGGCUCAACCUCUUGUGGAGAAAACAGCUUUUCUGUGAUGUGACUCUCACUGCCCAGGGACAGCAGUUCCACUGCCACAGAGCGGUGUUGGCAUCCUGCUCACAGUAUUUCAGAUCUCUCUUCUCUUCCCAUAAUGUGAUCAGCAAUGAGGGAAGCAAGGGGGACCAGGGCAGCAGUGGGACCCCGUCCUCUUCUCCCGACGACAAGUUAAUGACCACCAGUGCCCGGCCCAUCAAUAAUCUGGUUCUCCAGGGCUGCUCCUCCAUAGGACUACGAUUAGUGCUGGAGUACCUGUAUACUGCCAAUGUUACUCUUUCCCUGGACACCGUGGAAGAGGUGCUUUCAGUCAGCAAGAUCCUCAACAUACCCCAGAUUACCAAGCUCAGCGUGCAGUUCCUCAAUGACCAGAUCUCUGUGCAGAACUACAAGCAGAUCUGCAAGAUCGCUGCACUGCACGGACUGGACGAAACGAAGAAGCUGGCCAACAAGUACCUGGUGGAGGACGUGCUGCUGCUGAACUUUGAGGAGAUGUGUGCCAUGUUAGACGCUCUGCCUCCCCCGGUAGAGUCAGAGCUGGCUCUCUUCCAGAUGUCAGUCCUCUGGUUGGAGCAUGACCGGGAGACUCGCAUGCACUAUGCUCCGGACCUCAUGAAGAGGCUGCGCUUUGCCCUCAUACCUGCCCCAGAGCUGGUGGAGAGGGUACAGUCUGUUGACUUUAUGAGGAGUGACCCUGUGUGCCAGAAACUGCUACUGGACGCCAUGAACUACCACCUGAUGCCCUUCAGGCAACACUGUAGGCAGACCAUGGCUAGCAGAAUCCGUUCAAAUAAGAGAAUGCUGUUACUGGUGGGUGGUUUGCCUCCUGGACCCGAUCGCCUCCCCAGCAAUUUGGUCCAGUACUAUGACGACGAGAAAAAGACAUGGAAGAUUCUCACAAUAAUGCCUUACAACAGCGCUCAUCACUGUGUGGUGGAAGUGGAGAACUUUCUGCUGCUGCUGGGCGGAGAGGACCAGUGGAACCCCAACGGAAAGCACAGCACUAACUUCGUCAGCCGCUAUGAUCCCAGAUUCAACAGCUGGAUUCAGCUGCCCCCCAUGCAGGAAAGGAGAGCCAGUUUCUUCGCCUGCCGCCUGGAUAAGCACCUGUACGUGAUUGGUGGUAGGAAUGAGGCGGGUUACCUCUCCAGCGUGGAGUCCUACAACCUGGAGACGAAUGAGUGGAACUAUGUGUCAUCUCUGCCUCAGCCUCUGGCCGCCCAUGCCGGAGCAGUGCACAAUGGCAAGAUCUACAUAUCAGGAGGAGUGCACAAUGGAGAGUAUGUGUCCUGGCUCUACUGCUAUGACCCCGUAAUGGAUGUGUGGGCUAGAAAACAGGACAUGAACACAAAGCGAGCCAUUCAUGCCCUGGCAGGGAUGAACGAUCGGCUGUACGCAAUUGGGGGAAACCAUUUGAAAGGAUUUUCCCAUCUAGACGUAAUGUUAGUUGAGUGUUACGACCCGAAAGCUGACCAGUGGAACAUCCUGCAGACACCCAUACUGGAGGGCCGCAGUGGUCCGGGCUGUGCAGUUUUGGAUGACAGCAUCUUCCUAGUGGGUGGAUACAGCUGGAGCAUGGGUGCCUACAAGUCUUCAACCAUCUGCUACAGCCCAGAGAAAGGAACAUGGACAGAGUUGGAGGGAGAGGUGGCCGAGCCUUUGGCGGGCCCAGCCUGUUCCACCGUCAUUCUGCCGGCCUGUCUUCCUUUUAACAAAUGACAACUAAUCCAACCGAUGGGGGGUGAGGCUGAUGAGCAGCAGAGUGACUGGGGGGAGGAGCAUCAAUGAAAAAAAGACUUGGCAACAAUUUUUGUGGCAAACCCUCUAGUCGUAUGUGGGGGUUGUGUAUAAAUUAUUUUUUUACAGGUUUGACCAGAGCACUUUCGUUAUUCUCUACUGAAGGAUUGGGGAAAAAAAAAAACAUUAUGUAACUUAUGUAUUUAAACUCAUCUGUGUUCUGAGAAAUGGUUGCUUCCAUAUUUGAUUUGAACAGAUAGUGGGUGUUUUUGGCUUCUCUUCUAUAGCACGCAUAGUGUUUGCUGAAUUAUAGCUUUCAGAUCCAUUGUAACUUGUAUUCAGUAGCUGCAUAAUUUCAGCAAAAUACAGUGUUGUUUCACCACCUGACAUUGACCAAUUGAGUUUUAUGAAGAAUGGGAAUGGUGAUUUGCAUAAAGUGUGAUGAUCGGAAUGUAUAAAUAUUCAUCAGCUAAUACUCAUUGUUCUCUGACUGGAUUGUUUAAUUACGCAAUGAUUUUGUUGUCCAUUUAUGAAAAUAGCAUAUUCGGGCAUCUAAAACUGGGAAGCUGAAAUAGAAUGGAUAAGAUAUUCUUUAUCUAAACUUUGAAGCAGUUAUCCAAGGAGUUGAGGUUUCAGCAAGCAAACACUACAAAGAUGGCAAGACUGCACAGCAAUCAGCGAGCCCAAAUUCAAACUUAUUAUCUUAAUAGUGGAAAUUCAGACUGAUUUUUACCAGUUAUCUGUUUCGGACAUGAAUAUUUCCAAAUCUGUGAGGCAAAUAAUCUAAGACACAAGCAAGAUCAUUUAAAAAAAUGACCAUUGCUUCUUGAUAUUUAUAUGAGGCACUAAUAUGAAGGUACAAUCAAAUUGUAACUGCUUGCCAAUGUAUUUUAGGUUGGCAUGUUUUUUUUAUUUUUAUGUGAAGGACAUUUGUGUAGUUUGUUUUCCUGUACGAAGUUCAUGUGAAUAGGCCUGUUUAUGAGGCCACAUGAUUUUAAUCUUUAAUGUAUGAAAAACAAACGAGCAUACAGUUGUCUUUAAUGCACUAUUUGUGAACUUUUCAUUCAGAAAGGUUCACUGAAAUGUAAAUCUAAUUAAUGUGCUGUGUUAAAAUGAUAUCUCCAGUGCAAAUGAAUCCAGUCUUGUCUACGUUAUUAGGUUCAAUAACUUGACUCUAAAUAUCGAUGCUGUUGAAUUCUGUACAAAGUUGUUGAUUUCAUUCUUGUACAUAAUCGCCUGCAGUGAAACAUUUUUGUGCACUCAACCUUGGAUUUAUUCUCAAAUCCUGUUAUGUCAUUUGCAUUUUAGAAAAAGAAAAUAAAAUU